Topomyia yanbarensis is the source of this 1934-nucleotide messenger RNA. It is a transcript of the gene angel, whose product is annotated as protein angel homolog 2. The record is from RefSeq and is a predicted model, not a curated record. The transcript is spliced from 5 exons. Bases 264 to 1649 code for a protein of 461 amino acids. NCBI's taxonomy places the organism in Eukaryota, Metazoa, Arthropoda, Insecta, Diptera, Culicidae. Gene Ontology annotation, molecular function: 3'-5'-RNA exonuclease activity.
CAUCUCUGCCUCUACUCCUUCAUAAAUCCAUUGUUUAUAAGAAUGCUGUGCUUGUGUGGUUAUCUAUAACAUUGUAAUUUAUAUCUCAUCUGUUUCGAAAAAGAAUUAUUUUUCAGGCAAAGGUUAUAUAGAAUAAUUGCAGUUGAUGUUAUUUUAAGUUGUUCAAAAAUUUGCUGCUUUGUAUUCAGGGCAGAUUUCUUCACUCCCGUCUUACGUUUAUACCUGGGACGUUUAUACCAGUCUUAACGGUGCGUUAAACUUUGAUGAAACUGAUCAGACACUCAAUCUGCCUGCAUCUACUAGAAUCCAUCCUGGUCCCUUUGGGCGGUGGAAGCAGAGGUUUAAAACAAAUGUCCCGCUCUGUGAAGAAGUCAAAAUCUGGUGUACAAACUGCCGAUAGAAUCAUUCAACGUUAUACCAGACAGAAAACCAUGUCAGAAACAUGUAGAAAUUGGCAAACUGUCUCUUCGUCGGUUCGAUGCUGCCCGAAUGACGUGAAAUUUACGCUUAUGAGCUAUAACAUUCUGGCUCAAGAUUUGCUAGAGUUACAUGCAAACCUGUACGACUUGCAUGAUCGUGUGGCUUUAUCGUGGCCUCACAGAUACGACAGGCUCAUAGCAGAAAUCAAUCUUAUCAGGCCCGAUAUCCUCUGCUUACAAGAGCUGCAAGAGGAUCACCGAGAACAGUUUAGUUGUGGGUUAAAUAAUUGUAACUAUAACAUUAUUUAUAAGAAACGUACCGGUGACAAAGCGGAUGGUUGCGCGAUUUACUACCGCAAAGAUUUAUUUAAUUUAAUCGAUCACCAAGAUGUAGAGUACAAUCAACCAAACGUAAAGCGUUUAGACCGUGAGAAUGUGGCAAUCAUUGCAAAGUUUGGACUGAAAUCUAAUCCCAAUCAACGAUUGAUUGUGGCCACAACACAUCUUCUCUAUAAUCCGCGGCGGCAGGAUAUCCGACUGGCACAGAUUCAGGUUUUGCUGGCAGAGUUGGAUCGGUUGGCAUAUUCAGGUCAUUACGCCAACGGAACACCGAAGUACCUUCCGACAAUCGUGUGUGGGGAUUUAAAUCUCGAGCCCUACUCAGCUCCCUACGUACUUUUGACAACAGGGUUCUUACAGUACGAAAACCUUGCCGCUAAUACACUCGAACCGAGCGACUCUAAACCUUUGUGUGGAAAAGUGUUGCUUCCCUCCAACCUUGGAAUCACCGACGAUUGUCGGCAUGAGUGCUUGCUCGAACGAGUAAACGAGGAGAGUAAACCACGUACCAGGUUGCAUAAUUCUAGCAGUGCAUAUACGCUGAGCCCGGAGCUUCAUCAGAAAUCAAGUGAGAACUUCAGUCGAGGAACUCUGAGACAUUGCUUUCGAUUCUGUUCCGUAUAUAAGCAUAACAUAAGGAAAGACUACCAGGAAGCGUCUACCUUCCAGGGCAAAUGGAUCACCGUGGACUACUUGUUUUACACAAAGUUUUUCAACAUUGGCGAAAAUAGGCUUGCAGAGAGUAACCUUAAACUGGUGGCAACGUAUUCUUUACCGACGGUGCAACAGGCUAAAGAAAUUCACACCAUACCGAAUAUGUAUUUUGGAUCAGACCAUUUUUCGCUGGCUGGACAAUUUUUACUGAGAGCAGAAGUUGAUUUGAAACUGUAAUGAUUUGUUGUUUUGUGCCUAAAUGUUCUAACAAAAUACUCGGUCACUGACCUAGCUUCGGGAUCAAUUUGAAAUGUUUCAAAAUUUUUGGGACGAAAACGUCUUGUUCACUACAGAAACAAUGUAUGGUAUAAGAAACUUUUUGGACGGGGCUUCGAUGCUUGGUAUGUGACGAGAUUUUAACCUCUUAGAAUGUCGGUGCAGUUUGUUUUAUUGUUGUGUUAUAUUGAAAUACAAACUAAAACCAAAAAAGGAAUAUUCGCUAGUUAUUCUAGUUAGUUAUCA